Molecule: messenger RNA, 1116 nt
Organism: Trematosphaeria pertusa
Lineage: Eukaryota; Fungi; Ascomycota; Dothideomycetes; Pleosporales; Trematosphaeriaceae
Product: glycoside hydrolase family 28 protein
Exons: 5
Coding region: 1-1116 (371 amino acids)
Biological process (GO): pectin catabolic process
Cellular component (GO): extracellular region
Molecular function (GO): polygalacturonase activity
Source: RefSeq, a predicted model, not a curated record
AUGAGGGCUCAAGCACGCGCAGUAUUGGCAAUUGCUGUGUUCUCAGCGGCGGCUCUCGCGUCUCCUACAGCGACUGCUGCAAACAGCUCUUGUACUGUGACGAGCUAUACAGAUGUCGCUGCGGCAACAGCAUCCUGUACAGCUAUCACUAUUCAGGACAUGACUGUUCCCAGUGGCUCGACCCUCGAUCUCUCGAAGCUGCAGACAGGAACGACCGUCACGUUCGCGGGCAAAACAACGUUCGAAUACUACGACGGCAACAUUGACCUGAUUAAAGUCGGUGGCACCGACAUCACCAUAACUUCCAGCCCGGGCGCCAUCAUCGACGGCAACGGACAAGCCUGGUGGGACGGCAUAGGUUCAAACGGCGGAAUAGCAAAACCCAACCACUUCAUAACCGUCAGCAAAGCCCUCGGCGACUCCACCAUCGCAAACCUCUACAUCCAAAACUGGCCCGUGCACUGCUUCUCCAUCUCCAACAGCGCGAACUUGCUCCUGACCAACAUCACGCUCAACAACGCCGCCGGCAACGCGCCGAACAGCCGCUCCGCCGGCCGCGCAGCAGCCCACAACUCCGACGGCUUCGACAUCUCGAGCUGCGCCAACCUCACGCUGCGCGACUCGCGCGUGCGCAACCAGGACGACUGCGUCGCCGUGACGUCCGGCGACAACAUCACGGUGUCGAACAUGCACUGCGACGGCAGCCACGGGCUCAGCAUCGGCAGCGUGGGCGGCAAGUCUAAUAAUAACGUCACCAACAUCCUCUUUGAGAACAGCGUAGUCUUGAACAGCCAGAAUGGCGCGCGCAUCAAGACGAAUGCGAAUACUACGGGCUACAUCGCUGGGAUCACGUAUCGCAACAUUUCGCUCGCCAAUAUCAGCAUUUACGGCAUCGAUAUCCAGCAAGACUACCUGAAUGGCGGGCCGACGGGCGAGCCGACGAACGGCGUUAUUAUCAGGGACAUCACGAUGGAGAAUAUUCACGGGACGGUGGAGGCGGAUGCGAAGGAUUAUUAUAUUCUGUGUGGGGAGGCGUCGUGCUCGGAUUUCGUGUUUAACGAUAUUGCGAUUUCGGGCGGGACGAACGAUAGCUGGAUGUGCAGGAGAAGUAACUAG